GACAACAGCACAGCCAUGCUUCAGGAGUGGCUCACUGGAGUGCAGCACCAAUACCAUUCGGUGGAGUGGAGGCCCAUGGAGCAACCAAGCUCCUAUGAAGAUGAGGAGGGUCCCAAGCACUGGUCAGAUUCCAGAUACACACAUGUCAUGAAGUUGAAGCAGGAAGCACUUGGAGCUGCAAGGCGGCUUUGGGCUGACUAUAUACUGUUUGUGGACAGUGACAACUUGCUGACAAACAACCGUGUGCUUACUGACAUGAUGACAGAAAAUCUAACACUCGUGGCACCCAUGUUAGAGUCAAAGAGUCUCUAUUCCAACUUCUGGUGUGGAAUGACUCCUCAGGGUUUCUACAGAAGAACUUCGGACUAUGUUCCCAUUCGCAAAUGGAAGCGUCACGGCUGCUUUGCGGUCCCCAUGGUGCACUCCACCUACCUGCUGGACCUGAGGCGCACAGCCAGCCGCGACUUGACUGUGCACCCUCCCCACUCCCAGUACCCGUACAUUCUGGAUGACAUCAUGUCCUUUGCUUUUGCUGCAAAAAAAGCAGGAAUUCAGAUGUAUGUGUGCAACAAGGAGCAUUACGGGUAUUUACCAGAGCCCCUCCAACAACAUCAGACCUUGAAGGAGGAAGAGGAGAGCUUUACCCACACACUAACAGAGGCACUGAUUUCUUAUGCGUUGGAGCCUUCACGGUAUGUACAGGUUACGCCUAAACAACAAGGAAAAAUGGGAUUCGAUGAGAUAUUUGUAAUCAAUCUAAAACGUCGACCAGACCGACGGGAGAGGAUGUUGAAUACCUUGGCUGUCCUUGGGAUUCAGGGAACACUGGUGGAGGCGGUGGACGGCACAGCCUUGAACUCGUCCCAGCUGCAGGCCAUGGCUAUUGACAUGUUGCCUGGCUACAAAGACCCGUAUUCAGACCGCGUGUUAACAAGAGGGGAGAUUGGCUGCUUCCUUAGCCACUACAACAUCUGGAAAAAGGUGGCGCAACACAAACUACAGCAAGCGCUCGUGCUGGAGGAUGAUAUCAGAUUUGAGCCCAGAUUUUGCAGUAGGCUAGAAGCCAUCACGGACAAUGUGCAGGAAGAAGGACUUGACUGGGACCUUAUUUAUGUUGGCCGUAAGCGACUGCAGGCGAAGGAGCCAGAGCGAUGGGUGAAGGGAGUCAGUAACCUAGUGCACCCAGGUUACUCCUACUGGACUUUGGGUUACAUGCUGUCCCUUCAGGGGGCCAAGAAGCUCCUGCAGGCUCAACCUCUGGGCAAAAUGCUGCCAGUUGAUGAGUUCUUACCCAUCAUGUUCAACCAGCACCCAAAAGAGGAGUACAUGCAGUAUUUUGAGCCCAGGGACCUGAGGGCCUUCUCAGUGCAGCCCCUGUUGCUUUUCCCCACACAUUACACGGGAGAGCCCGGCUACAUCAGCGACACAGAGACCUCCACUAUCUGGGACGAUGAGAUGGUGGAGACAGACUGGGACAGAGGAGGUGCCAAACACAGGCGAAUGGAUGUGGAGGAGAGUGAAGAUGAACGUUAAGGACAAAUGCUGAUAUGCCGCUCCUCCUCUUCUCUCUGCAUCUCGA
Molecule: messenger RNA, 1579 nt
Organism: Dunckerocampus dactyliophorus (ringed pipefish)
Lineage: Eukaryota; Metazoa; Chordata; Actinopteri; Syngnathiformes; Syngnathidae
Gene: colgalt2a
Product: collagen beta(1-O)galactosyltransferase 2a
Exons: 11
Coding region: 16-1533 (505 amino acids)
Molecular function (GO): procollagen galactosyltransferase activity
Source: RefSeq, a predicted model, not a curated record